Falco peregrinus (peregrine falcon) is the source of this 2147-nucleotide messenger RNA. RefSeq names its product otopetrin 3 (gene OTOP3). The transcript has 6 exons. NCBI's taxonomy places the organism in Eukaryota, Metazoa, Chordata, Aves, Falconiformes, Falconidae. Gene Ontology annotation, cellular component: membrane. The record is from RefSeq and is a predicted model, not a curated record. Gene Ontology annotation, molecular function: proton channel activity. Gene Ontology annotation, biological process: proton transmembrane transport. Bases 16 to 1824 code for a protein of 602 amino acids.
CCAGGCAGAUGAGCCAUGUCGGACAAGAGAGUCUCAAGGCAAAAACCCUGCCAUCACUGCAAGAGCAGGUCAGCGUCAACCCCACCAGACACCUCCACAAUCCACUACGAGAAGUUCUGGCUGUACCGUCACUGCUCGUCAGUGCAGCAGAGGGACAGGCAAGCUCAGAAAGCUGGGCAGCUCUUCUCAGGGCUGCUGGCCAUGAACGUGGUGUUUCUGGGCAGCGCCUUCAUCAGCAGUAUGAUUUUCAACCACGUGGCCAUCACGCUGGCGGACGUCUGGAUCCUGCUCUCCAUCCUCAAGGUCUUGUGCCUGUGCUGGAUUAUCUACUACCUGCUGGGCACCAGUCGGCAGCCGCACGCGGUGCUGUACCGGGAUUCCCAUGCUGGGCCGAUUUGGAUUAGGGGGUCAGUGCUGCUGUUUGGCAGUUUCAGCAUCCUCCUGAACGUGUUUCAGAUUGGCUACAGCGCAAUUCUCAUCCAGUGCAAAUCCGGAGUGGAAAUAGUGUUCCCCACCAUUGAAAUCCUUUUUAUCUGCACCCAGGCCUUUUUUCUGUGGCAUCACUCUAAGGACUGCAUCCAAGUCCAGCACAACUUCACCAGGUGUGGGCUGAUGCUGACCAUAGCCACUAACCUCCUUCUCUGGCUCUUGGCCGUGACCAACGACACCAUUCACAUGGAGAUAGAGUCUCAGCUGCGGGAGGUGGAGCAGCGAUUUGCAGGCAACGAGACUGCCUCAUGCACAUGCCCAAACACAACCAUCUGCAAAAUCUUCCAGAAGGGCUACAUCCUGCUCUACCCCUUCAACACCGAGUUCUGCCUCGUCUGCUGCUCUGUGCUGUACGUCAUGUGGAAGAACGUGGGGAGACGCAUCAGCCACCACCACGUCCCUCACAGCAAGCCCAAGUUCAAGCUCCAGGGGGUGGUUUUCGGGCCAUUGCUGGGCGCCGCUGCUGUAAUCAUCGGGAUCUGCGUCUUCAUGAUGUACCAGAUCCAGGCCACCGGCUCAGCCCCCGACCGCCAGGUCUUCGUGAUGUAUUAUUCUUACUACAUUGCGCUCCUGCCUCUGAUGAGUGUGGGCGCAGUGAUUGGGACAAUCAUCCACGCCUUGGAAAAAAGGGAGCUGGACACGCUGAAGAACCCAACCCGCAGCCUGGACGUGAUUCUGUUGAUGGGGGCAGCCCUUGGCCAAAUUGGCAUGUCCUACUUCUCCAUUGUUGCCCUUGUGGCCACUGACCCCAGGGACCUGUUGAACAGCCUCAUCCUGUCCUAUUCUGUCCUCCUCAUCUUUCAGAACAUCACCCAAAAUGUCUUCAUCAUCGAUGGGCUUCACCGGCAGCCCUCUGGGGCAGCAGCUGAGGCCAGACACCCAGAGCAUGCUGGGCAGCACGCAGUGCCUUCAGAGCCACCUCGUGAAGAGGACACCAUGACAAGCAGCCAACGGAGGCACACAGAGGUGUCUCCCGGCAAAGAGGAAGAAAUGAAAGAAGAGCAGAAUCAUGAAGCCUACAACCAGAGACGAGUGAGCAUGCUGGAGCUGGGACAGGAGAUCCGGAAAGCUUCGCUGUCCUAUAUCCAUAGCUACUCCCACCUGAGCUGGAAGAGAAGAGCAUUGAGGGAGAUCUCGUUCUUCUUAGUUUUGUGCAACAUCAUACUGUGGGUCAUGCCCACAUUUGGGGCUCACCCCGUCUUCGAGAAUGGACUGGAAAAGUCAUUUUACGGCUACUCCACCUGGUUCGCCAUCGUGAACUUUGGCCUCCCACUGGGUGUGUUCUACCGAAUGCACUCCGUCGGGGGACUCCUGGAGGUCUACAUCACAGCCUGAACAGAGCUGACUCCCCACCCCAGAGGCUGGGGUGAAACAAUGACGCUGAACAAAGAUGCAGUAAGCAGUGGAUAUGCACACGGAAGCUUUUGAGCUUUUUCCCUCUGGCUUCUGCUUUGACUUCUCCUUGCACAACAUGUCUGUGAGUUUCAGAAGAAAAAGAGGUUGGUUUAUCCGUUUUUUUCUCCAUAGAGAACAGACUCACAGCCCAUAAACAAACUGCCUUACUGCUCUAAGGAAGCAUGCACGCUGGUACUUAACAGGAGUCUGCCAGUGGAUGCUGUACGGUAGCAAGCGGGACUUUACCAGCUCCUAUUCAAAUC